Molecule: messenger RNA, 606 nt
Organism: Nymphaea colorata (pocket water lily)
Lineage: Eukaryota; Viridiplantae; Streptophyta; Magnoliopsida; Nymphaeales; Nymphaeaceae
Exons: 1
Coding region: 1-606 (201 amino acids)
Source: RefSeq, a predicted model, not a curated record
AUGUACCUGCUGUUCCUCAACGAAACUAGCAGGAUUUCUAGAUUCUGGCCGAUCCUGACGACGGUGGGCAACCACGAAAGUACACUCCCUAAGAGCAUGUACCUCUUCGAGAACAGCUUCGUCAUCGGCCGCCUCUCCACUGCCGACCACAUCUACGAGAGAGUGCAGACCUAUAGAUUCGUCAACCGCACCACCUUCGUCUUCUUCGACCCCUUCCUCGAAAUCUACAACAAUAGCUCCCCCCAGAACUACUCUGUCAUGAAGACUUCCAUCCAGCAGCACCUCAUCGAGGCCAGAGAGAAGUUCCCCGACGAGUUUGCCAUCAUGGCUUCGCACUAUCCAGUCAUGUGCUCGCAGGACGAUCCGCACUGCAGGGAUGCAAUGAAGAAUAUGCCCGAUCUCUACGAGUGGCUCUCCACUCCCUACAAGGGCAAGGGACUCGUCGAUCUCUACAUCGGCUCCCACAUGCAUCAGUACGAGCGUAUUUGGCCCUUAGUCAACAACAAGUUCGUCAAUGAGUCUUCUCCCUACUACCGCGGCAGACUGGCCAACUUCGUGGAGGCGGUGGGCGGAGUUAACUACUUCAUCAUCGAGAAGUACUACUAG